ACCCAGAUCUGCCACCGUCUAUUUCAUUAUUUGGAAUGCAAAUUGUAGAGUCAGGAUUGCCUGACCAGAGUUUAAUAAUGGUGAUCAACACACAUUUGUACUGUCAACAACCACCUUAGUCAAAAGCCCCAAGUUGGUAUAAACAUGCAGACUGAAUAGAACUGAGAAUCUGAAGCAACUUGGAGAAGUUUCCUUUGAAGGGAAUUGUUGGGUGGAAGGAACUCUGUUUCUCACUGUUUUUUUUCCAGAUGGUUGGAAUUUUCUUCACUAUUUUGGGGUCUUGGUUUCUUGGGUCAGAUUCUUGAUAUAGGUAGCUACAUAUCCUCACAAAUAUCAUCUUUAAAUAUUCAACUUUUCCUCAACUGGGUUUUUUUCUUCUUUGUUAAUCAUUUUGUUCUGGGUGAUUUCUUUUUGUAUUUUCUACCUUGUUUGUUGCUUCUCAACCUACCGAACUUCACAAUCUGAUAAUAUUUUAUACACCAUCAACUACAAGGAGUUGAUUUGGCCAUUUCUCUCCAUCCCAAGGUCAAAUCCUAAAGCUCUUCCUCUACUCCAAAGUCCAAAACCAUUUUCUCUGCUUCAUCUUCAUCUGGGUUCUCCACUGAGUUGGCAUCAUCACUGGUUGCUCAUAUGAUCUUUGCUCCUCUCUUCAUAUUUCAGCAUCAGAUCUAAAUUAUAUUCCUCAACAACUGAAGAAAUAAAAGGAAACUAUGUCUUUAGUCAGACCAGUGGAGCUGUCUGCCACAUCGUACAGAAAAUCCAAACUCUAUUCUCUGAAAGGAAGCGAUGACACUCCCAGUCAAACAUUUGGGGCUGAUAAGAAUAAUACCAUGUAUACGACUGAUUCUUAUUCCACUGAGAGUUAUGAGUUCCUAGACUCCCCAAGUGAAGAAGUUGCACUUCCAUCCAGUUCUAGCAUUUCUGGAAGUUCGUUUAGUGAGCAUGGUGCCUCAUUUUAUCCACGCAGUGCUGGAUCUGCAUCCUCUUUGACCACUCAAAAUCCAUCUAGUACUUCUUUCGUGUCCACAGGGCUUCAUGAUGUUUACCAAACCAGCAUUGACUCAGAUUACUUAGAUAGUCAAAGUCCAGAUGCUAUUAGCUUUGGUGAUGAUAAGAUGAGACUGAAGCUCCAAGAAUUGGAGAGAGCACUGCUUGAGGAUAACGGUGAUGAACAAGACGAAGAGAUGAUUGGUAGUGGUCAAAACAUGGAAAUUGAUGGUGAAUGGACUGAACCAAUCCAGAGUGCAUUGCUUCAUGACUCACCCAAGGAGUCUUCAUCAUCUGAUUCUUAUCUAAGUAGCAUCAGCAGCAAUAAAGAAAUAUCACGAACAUCUCCUCGUACACCCAAGCAGCUGCUCUUUGAUUGUGCUGGUGCACUUUCAGAGGGAAAUAUUGAAGCAGCAUCAACCAUGAUAAAUGAGCUUCGGCAGCUGGUCUCAAUUCAGGGAGAUCCUCCUCAGAGGAUUGCAGCAUAUAUGGUGGAAGGCCUUGCAGCUCGCAUGGCUUCCUCGGGAAAAUUUCUCUAUAAAGCUUUGAAAUGCAAGGAACCCCCAUCUUCGUAUCGCCUUGCAGCCAUGCAAGUACUUUUUGAGGUGUGCCCUUGCUUUAAAUUUGGAUUUAUGGCAGCAAAUGGAGCUAUUAUGGAAGCUACGAAAGAUGAAAAGACAGUCCAUAUACUAGAUUUUGACAUAAACCAGGGAAAUCAGUACAUAACACUCAUACAAACACUUGCUCAACUGCCCGGCAAGCCACCACACUUGAGGUUGACGGGGAUUGAUGAUCCUGAGACAGUUCAGCGUCCUGUCGGGGGCCUUAAUACCAUCGGGCAAAGGCUAGAGCAGCUGGCAGAAGGACUUGGUGUUUCAUUUGAGUUUCGAGCAAUUGCCUCAAAGACUUCCAUAGUCAGUCCUUCAAUGCUGGACUGUAGGUCAGGGGAAGCACUCGUUGUAAAUUUUGCUUUUCAGCUCCACCACAUGCCUGAUGAGAGUGUUUCAACAUUUAACCAGAGAGACCAGCUUCUCCGGCUGGCUAAGAGCCUGAGGCCAAAACUAGUAACAGUGGUGGAACAAGAUGUGAAUACCAAUACCACCCCAUUCUUCCCAAGAUUCGUUGAAGCCUACAAUUAUUACUCGGCCGUUUUUGAUUCCCUUGAAGCAGCUAUACCAAGGGAGAGCCAAGAUAGGAUGAAUGUUGAAAAACAGUGCCUUGCAAGGGAUAUAGUGAACAUCGUUGCAUGCGAAGGGGAGGAAAGGAUAGAGCGGUAUGAGGUCGCUGGGAAGUGGAGGGCCAGGAUGGCCAUGGCCGGGUUCAUUGCUUGUCCUAUGAGUAAAAGUGUUACUGAUUCAAUUCGGGAACAAAUCAGAAUGUACUGUGACAGGUACAAGAUAAAGGAAGAAAUGGGUGCUCUUCAUUUUGGAUGGGAAGACAAAAACUUGAUUGUUGCUUCAGCAUGGAGGUAAUGGUGGAUGCGGAUUAUCGUGACGCUCUACUGCUUUGCUUUCAUUCAGACGACUGUAAUCUUGUGUGUGAGAACAAGACUUAUGCUGAUUAUAUUCAGAGUUCAUAAAUAAGGACUUAUGACUAUUUAACAUUGA
This is a messenger RNA of Argentina anserina (silverweed cinquefoil), 2594 nucleotides long. Its product is annotated as scarecrow-like protein 1. Gene Ontology annotation, biological process: regulation of DNA-templated transcription. The coding region runs from base 711 to 2459 and encodes 582 amino acids. Gene Ontology annotation, cellular component: nucleus. The transcript has 2 exons. Gene Ontology annotation, molecular function: DNA-binding transcription factor activity; sequence-specific DNA binding. The record is from RefSeq and is a predicted model, not a curated record. NCBI's taxonomy places the organism in Eukaryota, Viridiplantae, Streptophyta, Magnoliopsida, Rosales, Rosaceae.